UCAGCCGCCGUACGACGGUGCUUUUUUUUUCUUAAAGGAGAAGCGACAAUGUUUUUUUUUUUUAAAUCCCCUGCAAGUAUGAAACACCGAAAACUGCGGUCGAUGUGAAACUGAGGAAACAAGUUUCUGGAAGGUACCUCCUCUCUAUCCGCUUCACUCUUGAAAAUAGAAGCUCGGGGAUAGACUGACCCAGACCGCGGGGCGUGUUGUGAGGAGGAGGAGGAAGAGGAGGGGGGAGUGCGACAGCAAUAGGAUGAGCGAUACUUCUAGUUUUAUUGAGGCCACUUUAGAGCAAUAAAUGUUCUGGAGUUGGAGAUAAAGCGCGUGGGACAUUUACAAACGCCUUUUCGGCAGGGCAACGGAGGGCAUUUAAUUUGGCGCGCGGGAGCUAACUGUUAAAACGGCUCAGUUAUGCGAAGCGCGCGCCACGGCCAGAAUUCCGACAGCGCCCCCGCGCGCGCGCGUCCCCGGUGAACCUCGCCCGCUGAUUGGCCUGGAACGAACCAGCCCGGCUUGCUGCUGUUAUUGGCUCGUUUUGGGAGAGAGGUGGGUGAGGUGUGUGUCUUUGCAUUUCUCUCCCGAUUGGAUGACACGGAGAGGUCUUGCAUCCUGCUUGAACUCCGAACUUGCUCUUGAUUGGCCAAAGUCACGCGAGGGGCGGGAGUCCCGUUAUAGAGGCGGAGUGAACGGCGGGUGCUGCUGUCAGAACCGGGGGGUUAGCCGCUGUUGGGGCCUCCUCCGCUAGCUGCUCUAAUGCCGGGGGCGCCCGAGCAGGCGGAGACCCAGGAAGAAGAACCACAGCAGCAAGAGAGAGAAGAGGAACGGAGUCCGCCUCCUAGCGGCCGCCGGCGUCCCCUUCCCCCUCCCACAGUCGCCGCCGAGCAGGGGGCGGAGUCUAGCGGCAGUCGGGUGCUCCGUGGAGGUCGGGAGCGCGGACGAGCUGCAGCCGCGGCAGCGGCCGCCUCCCGCCGAAGGAAAGCCGAAUAUCCGCGUCGGCGCCGAAGCAGUCUCGGCGCUCGGCAGAACCAAGAGCCGGAGGAGUUGCCGCCUGAAACUGGAGCGCCGCUCUCGGCCACUGCACCUUCUGGGGCGACCGGUCGAAAGGGAACGGCACGCAGCUCGUGCUUGGAUAAAGCAACAGUGAAAGAUCCCAAAGAAGAGACAGAAGAGAAGGAAGUUUCCACUACUGUGGCAGCUGGUGCCUCAGUCACUACAAUUAAACCCAGCCGGGGUUGGCGUAGCAACAGGGCAACUACGACUGUUCAGCAAUAUGAUGCAGAGAAUUCCCGAAGUUCCAGAUCAAAGACAGGGUCCCUGCAACUCAUUUGCAAAUCAGAACCAAAUUCAGACCAGCUAGAAUUUGAAGUUACUGAAGAGCAUUCAUCUCCAACUAGAAUCAGUGAUGAAGAAGAAAUGCUCAUCAGUGAAGAAGAGGUUCCCUUCAAAGAUGAUCCCAGAGAUGAAACUUACAAACCCCAUUUAGACAGAGAUGCUCCAAAGCAAAGAAAACAAACUGGGAAAGGAAAAGAAGAAAAAGAGAAACAGAAGGAGAUUAAAGUGGAAGUGGAAGUUAAAGAAGAAAGUGAGUUUCGAGAAGAUGAGGAUCCGCCUAGGAAGAGAGGAAGGCGGAGAAAAGAUGACAAAAGCCCUCGACUUCCUAAAAGAAGGAAGAAGCCUCCAAUACAAUAUGUACGUUGUGAAAUGGAAGGAUGUGGCACAGUUCUUGCACACCCUCGCUACCUACAGCAUCAUAUCAAAUAUCAACAUAUGCUAAAAAAGAAAUAUGUAUGUCCUCAUCCCUCUUGCGGAAGACUUUUCCGGCUCCAGAAACAAUUGUUGCGGCAUGCCAAACAUCACACAGAUCAAAGGGAUUACAUUUGUGAAUACUGUGCCCGUGCUUUCAAAAGUUCCCACAAUCUGGCAGUUCACCGAAUGAUCCACACAGGCGAGAAGCCAUUACAAUGUGAGAUCUGCGGAUUCACCUGCCGGCAGAAGGCCUCAUUAAACUGGCACAUGAAAAAACAUGAUGCAGAUACCUUUUACCAGUUUUCAUGCAAUAUAUGUGGAAAGAAGUUUGAGAAAAAAGACAGCGUUGUAGCACAUAAAGCCAAGAGUCACCCAGAAGUGCUCAUUGCUGAAGCACUGGCUGCCAACGCAGGGGCUCUCAUUACCAGCACUGACAUCUUGGGUUCUGAUCCAGAGUCUAUUGUCCAACCUACGGAUGGCCAGGGCCUUCCCCUUCUUCCAGAUCCCAUUGGAAACACCACUCCUGGAGAGUGCCUAUUGCUGGACUCUGAUGGGAUGCCUAAGGCCUACUGCAGUGGGGGUGACCGGGUCAACCUGAUGGCCGAUGGAAAAAUAUUCGUUGGCACCACUAGUAGUGAGAAUACAGAAGGGCUUGUUAUCAGUACAGAGAUUCUUGGAGCUACCACUGAAGUUCUAAUUGAGGAUUCUGAUUCUGGAGGACCGUAGUGGGAGAGGAGCACAUGUGUAUUGGGACAACUUGAACUUGUAUUUAAAAGAAUAAAUCCGGAGAAGCAACUUAUUCAACAUAGAGAAACUAAACAUAAAAUAAAUUACUAGUCAGAUAACUAAAGGACCUGUCAUCCCGUUCCCCCACCCCCCAGCUCACCCUUUUCUUGCAGAGUGGAUCACUACACUACAUUUUUUUCACUGUUUCCUUCUUGGAGAGGAAUGUUGCCUUUACACAGAGAUUGACAAAGCAAAAGAAUUCUUGCAAUGCUGGGAAGAGAAGUAGCUAAGCCUAUCCCUCUCCCAGCCCUCCUAAAGUAAGCAAACUUCCAACUUCUUGACCAUAUUGCAAGAUUGAAAAUGCUUGUACUCUGGACCAAUAUUUCAUUCUUGAAACUGUAUUCUUUUCCUCCAGUUGUAUCAACCUGUUCUAUGCAUUACUAAAUUCUGACCCUUGCAAGCUCUUCUUUUUCAUUUUAGGGCUUGGGGAUAUAGCUUGGCACUUUAGAACCCCUCCUUAGGAUGAGCUGUAAAACAGCAUAUUUUCCCCAUAUUUUGUAUCUUCCCAUCCAUAAGAAAAGAGAAGGGAUCUUGAAAUGUUGGUGCUUGCUUUCUGAAAGAGGAGUGCCAUCUUUCCAUAUAAAUUGCUCUGUGGGAGAAUCAGCUUAUAAAUAGGCUUAUAAAAGAAAACUUGCACUUUGUACAUGUCUUUUUUUUAAAAAAGUUGUGAUGAAUUCCUUAUUUAUUUGCCUUCUUAAAGGGGUCUAUUUUAGUUGCUGUCUAGAGAAUGUUUUUGUUUCAAAACUGAACAUCCUGUGUAAGGGAUAUAAAACAACAGGCUUCUUCAGCAAUCCAUGUUUAGGAAUUCUUAUUAAAUCUGAGUGAAGGAAAUACUUCGGGAGCAGGAUAGGUCUUUAGCACCCUCUCUAGUGAACUGCUGUGAGCUCCUGUUUGCUUCAGCAUUUGUUGUUUAAGGAUGUAAUGGCUAUUCAAAAAAGUCGUGUCAUGCAUUCCCUCACUAACCACCCUACUAUUUGCUUACUUACACUGUGGUGCUUUUCUCUCUUGAUGUGGAUGGGCUAAUGCCAUUAACAGGAAGCUAUGUCUUGAAGAAGUUAUAUUAACUGCUUUAAAAAGCCUUGACUGCUAACAUGCUCUGCCUCGUGAGACUUUGAUAUAACUUCAAACGUCAUUUAGGGACAUUAUUUGAUUUAGAGUGGUAGCAGCAUCCGCUUUAUUCAGCUUAAAAUCCACUAUUCUCAAAUAUAUGCAAUUGUUUCUGUAGAAUUCGACUAUCACCAGACAGGUCUAGAUUUGGAGAGAGAUAGGGUUUUAAAAACAUGGAAAUACCUUAAAAGAUAUAUCACAUGAUUUAUAUAAACUCUUCACUGUUACCUGAGAAGUUAUGAUGGUACAAUAUCCUGGUAGUACUUUUCUGUUAAUGACCUAACAUGUGAUCAAGAAGUAAAAUGAAUUUGCAAUUUAGACUUUAUUUUGGAGCUGUAUCCUGUAUAAUUCUAAUCCCUUCUGUAUAGUGCUGGCUGGCAUCAACUGCGAUUAUUCCCAGCAGAUCUUUUUACAAUGCUAAUUAUCUGAAAGGAAGACUUGUUUGUUUGUUACGUUGAAGCCAAGAAUCAACAGGGUCUAAACUGAAGCAGUUACUGCAGUUCAUUACAUAUUUUCUGUGAUUCCUGCCUGGCUAGAUGUUUGGCAGCCAUUCAGAUAUAUAAUGUGUAGGUGGCAUUGCAUGCAGCUCAGGACUGCAUGUUCCACAAGACUGUUACUGCUACAAAUUGUGUGAUUAGCAUUGGUGCGAGAAAAGUAUUUGGAGCUGAAACCAUGUGCAUACUACUGAGGAAACUGACUUCUGUCUUGCUUACAGUAUGCAGUAUUUUGCUAGGGUAAUGAACAAAUUACAAUAUGAGCCCUGUUUGGCAAAUUACUUGAAGUAUUUAUUCUGUUUGGCUAUCGAUCUCUUGUCUGUUUCUAGCCUGUUUCAUGGGGUGCAAGUGUGGUUUUAUUAAAAUAACAAUCUUAUAUUUAGCCAGGAUAACCAUCUGCACUCUAGAUGAAAACUUCUGAUUUAGAUUUGUGGUGACUGUUUAUCAACCAAUAAUAAUUCCUUUAAUUUUGUUCCCAUCACAAGCAUGUGGUUUUGAUUCAAUCAAUUACAGCUGCAGCAAAUUAUUUCUAUUUUCUUCUAAUAACACCCCCCCCCUUCUUUUCCUUCACUGGAAGAAGCAUGGUGCUGGGAAUUGAACUUGUUUAAUUUUCCCUCUACCAGAUGGAUAGUUUACAGUAACUAGUUUAACAUUGUUCCACUCCAUAUACAGUUGCAUAGCUCACUCUGGUUCUCUAAGAGUUGGACCCCCUUCCUGUUAAUAUUAAAGGAUAGUGCAUAUCACUUUUUGUCAGAAGUUGACAAAAGAGCUUUUUUUUUUUUUUGGUCACAUGAAUAAUAAUACUCUUUUUAGGCCUUUAUUUUACUACAAUAUAACUGGUGAGAACACGAGUGUUAGGUGUUCUUCAAGGACUAGUCUUCUAUUGUGUGAAAAGUACUCCAUCUACUUCAAAUAGUUUCUGAAAAAUGGCACAAUGCUGAAGUCUUUGCAGCUUGAGAUAAUUGUCAGAUCUCUGGUAAUAUGGUAGCGAAGACCAGGGAGAACUGCACUAGCAUUGUGAAUCCUACCAGAGAGAGGACAGGAUUUGCAAUUUUUAGCAGAACUACCUGAAGUAGUAGCCACUGAGUGGCAACAGACCUGUGUUGCAUUGUGGCACACCCCUAUUUUUUAGUGUUAAAUAACAGACGGUUGAGUUAACAAGUCUUUGAUUCCUUAAAAGCCUUGUUGCGUACAAAAUUUCCAGAAAGUGAUAGUGGAGCUUUAGAUGAGGUGCCAGGAUGGAGGGGUGGUGAUCCAUGUUCAUAGACAUUUGUGUAUACAGAAGUAAAUAAAACAAUUAAAA
Messenger RNA from Pseudonaja textilis, 5436 nucleotides. RefSeq names its product ZFP91 zinc finger protein, atypical E3 ubiquitin ligase (gene ZFP91). The record is from RefSeq and is a predicted model, not a curated record. Gene Ontology annotation, cellular component: nucleus. Gene Ontology annotation, molecular function: transcription coregulator activity. Lineage: Eukaryota; Metazoa; Chordata; Lepidosauria; Squamata; Elapidae. Gene Ontology annotation, biological process: regulation of transcription by RNA polymerase II.